Messenger RNA from Macrosteles quadrilineatus (aster leafhopper), 5420 nucleotides. Its product is annotated as hornerin-like. The transcript has 30 exons. Lineage: Eukaryota; Metazoa; Arthropoda; Insecta; Hemiptera; Cicadellidae. The record is from RefSeq and is a predicted model, not a curated record. The coding region runs from base 48 to 5156 and encodes 1702 amino acids. Gene Ontology annotation, molecular function: calcium-dependent phospholipid binding; calcium ion binding.
AAGUGUGUGUGUUUUUGUGCGCUAGGAAGUGAACGUAUGAACACAAAAUGGACAGAUCGUCUAUGGCUAUUAUUAUUUUCAUUUGGUGCUACUUUCAUAAUCAAGGCUUACUUAAUUCUUUGUGGGAAAGGCUCUACGAGCUCGCGACCGCAGACGAACCUCCCACCGAAAGUGAAAUAGCCAGCCUUCUUUCGGACACGAAAGACAAAAAUCCCGAACUAAUGGCUGAUAUGCAAAGGCUUUUGGAAAAACUUGGCCACGGUUCCAAUGGAAAUGGAGAAGACCAAAGUAUUACAAAUGGUCUAACCGAUCAGCUUAGUGCUAGCACUGGGGAUGAUCAACAUACAGACGCCCAAAUAGCAGCCCUUCAUGGUGUACUAAAUGAAUUGAAGAAAAGAAAGGAAAAGGCAGAAAACUCUCUUAGCGAAGGAGAAAAUCAAGGAUCUAAUGGAAAUAAAGAAAAUAGUGAAAUUUCACAUAAUACCGGAACCGGAGGGAUUGGGAAACCGGUAGAUCCAGGAUUUGGAGAAAGCCCUUCAGAAAAUGAGGGAAGCCAAGGACCCAGUGGGAAUGGAGAAGACAAAAGUAUUACAAAUAGUCGAACAGAUCAGCCUAGUGCUAGAACUGGGGAUUUUAAACAUAAAGAAGCCGAAAUAUCAGCCCUUAAUGGUGUACCCCAUGAACCGGAUGAUCAAAAUAAAAAGGUGGAAAAGUCGCUUAGCAAAGGAGAAAAUCAAGGACCUAAUAGAAAUAAAGGAAAUAGUGAAAUUUCACAGAAUACCGGAACCGGAGGAAUUGGGAAACCGGUACUUCCAGACAAAGAUCCCGAAUUAAAGCCUGGAAUCCAAAGGCUUUUGGAAAGACUUGGCCAUGGACCCAAUGGGAAUGGAGAAGGCCAAAGUAUUACAAAUGGUCCAACAGAUCAGCUCGGUGCUGGCACUGGGGAUGCUAAAUAUACAGACGCCCAGAAAGCAGCCUUUCAUGAUGUACUCAGUGCAUUUGGAAAAGAAAAGAAAAAGGGAGAAAACUCUCUUAGCAAAGGAGAAAAUCAAGGACCUGAUGGAAAUAAAGGAAAUGGUGAAAUUUCACACAAUACCGCAACCGGAGAGAUUGGGAAACCGGUACUUCCAGACGAAAAUCCCGAACAAAUGUCUGAAAUCCUGCGAAUAUUGGAAGGAUUUCACAGCGAACCCAAUGGGAAUGGAAAAGACAAAAGUAUUACAGAUGGGCAAACAGAUAGUGCUAACACUGGGGAUAAUAAAUAUACAGAAGCCCAAAUAGCAGCCCUUCAUGGUCUAGUAAAUGCAUUUGAGAACCAAAAGGAAAAGGCAGAAAACCUUCAUGGCAAAGGAGAACAUCAAGGACCUAAUGGAAAUAAAGAAGAUAGUGAUAUUUCACAGAAUACCGGAGGGAAUCCGGUACUUCCAGACAAAACUCCCGAACUAAAGCCUGGAAUCCAAAGAGUUUUGGAAAGACUUGGCCACAAACCCAAUGGGAAUGGAGAAGGCCGAAGUAUUACAAAUGGUCCAACCGAUCAGCUCGGUGCUGGCACUGGGGAUGCUAAAUAUACAGACGCCCAAAAAGCAGCCUUUCAUGAUGUACUCAGUGCAUUUGGAAAAGAUAAGAAAAAAGGAGAAAACUCUCUUAGCAAAGAAGAAAAUGAAGGACAUAAUGGGAAUAAAGAAAAUGGUGAAAUUUCACAGAAUACCGGACCCGGGGGGAUUGGGAAACUGGUAGAUCCAGACGAAAAUCCCGAACUAAUGUCUGAAAUCCAAAAGAUUUUAGGAGAAUUUGCCCACAAACCCACUGGGACUGGAGAAGACAAAAGUGUAACAAAUGGACAAACAGAUCCGCUUGGAGCUAGCACUGUGGAUAAUAAAUAUACAGAAGCCCAAAUAGCAGCCCUUCAUGGUCUAGUCAGUGCAUUUGAGAACCAAAAGGAAAAGACAGAAAACCUUCAUGGCAAAGGAGAACAUCAAGGACCUAAAGGAAAUAAAGAAGAUAGUGAUAUUUCACAGAAUACCGGAACCGGAGGGAAUCCGGUACUUCCAGACAAAACUCCCGAACUAAAGCCUGGAAUCCAAAGAGUUUUGGAAAGACUUGGCCACAAACCCAAUGGGAAUGGAGAAGGCCGAAGUAUUACAAAUGGUCCAACCGAUCAGCUCGGUGCUGGCACUGGGGAUGCUAAAUAUACAGACGCCCAAAAAGCAGCCUUUCAUGAUGUACUCAGUGCAUUUGGAAAAGAUAAGAAAAAAGGAGAAAACUCUCUUAGCAAAGAAGAAAAUGGUGAAAUUUCACAGAAUACCGGACCCGGGGGGGUUGGGAAAUUGGUAGAUCCAGACGAAAAUCCCGAACUAAUGUCUGAAAUCCAAAAGAUUUUAGAAGAAUUUGACCACAAACCCACUGGGAAUGGAGAAGACCAAAGCACUACAAAUGGUCCAACCGAUCAGCCCGGUGCUAGCACAGGGGAUGUUAAAUAUACAGAAGACCAAAUAGCAGCCCUUCAUGGUCUAGUCAGUGCAUUUGAAAACCAAAAGGAAGAGGCAGAAAACCUUCAUGGCAAAGGAGAAAAUCAAGGACCUAAGGGAAAUAAAGAAAAUAGUGAUGUAUCACAGAGUACCGAUGCCAGAGAGAAUGGGAAACCGGUACUUCCAGGAUUUGGAGGAAGCCCUUCAGGAAAGGAGGGAAGCCAGGGACCCAUUGGGAAUGGAGAGGACAAAAGUAUUACAAAUAGUCAAACAGAUCAGCCUAGUUCUAUAACUGGGGAUUUUGAACACAAAGAAGCCAAAACAUCAGCCCUUCAUGGUGUACCCCAUGAACCGUAUAGUCAAAAUAAAAUGGUAGGAAGCUCUCUUAGCAAAGGAGAAGAUCAAGGACCUAAUGGAAAGAAAGAAAAUAGUAAAAUUUCACAGAAUACCGGAACCGGAGGAAUUGGGAAACCGAUAGAUCCAGCAAUUGGUGGGACACCAAUUCAAGGAACACGAACUAGUGGAGUUCAACCAAUUGACGGAAAUACACAAACAUCUCUAAUUACUGAAACAGACGAAAAUCCCGAACUUAUGUCUGAUAUCCUAAGACUAUUGGGAGAAUUUGACCACGAUCCCAAAGGGAAUGGAGACAAAAGGAUUGCAAAUGGACAAACAGAUCACCUCGGUGCUAGCACUCCGGAUGUUGAAAAUAUAGAAGCCAAAAUAGCAGCAAUUCAAAAUGUAAUUAAUGCAUUGGAGGACCAUAAGAAAAACGGAGGGAACUUUUUUAACAAUGGAAAACAUCAAGGACGUAAUGGAAAUAAAGAAAAUGGUGAAAUUUCACAUAAUACCAGAACCAGGGGUGUUGGGAAACCGUUACCUAGAGCAGGCUCCUUUAAUUUGUGGAUGAGCAAAUUUCAAGAGUUCCAGAUGGCAGACGGACAUCCCACUAAGAGUAAAAUAUCCGGUUUCUUUGCAAAGAAGAAGAAAGGCUUCCUUUUGAGAUUCUUGGAGAAACUCAUCGAGAUCGUGAAGGCAAGCAGUCUUCUUCCUACGAAUGAAAAAGCCAGUCAUAUUUCGCAGAUGAAUAAAGGCUCCUCGAAGAUUUUCUUGAACAAGCACUCCCAGUUACCCAUGACAGACAAACAAAUUACUACGAGAAAAUUACCCAGUCACAAUUCGGUGGUGAAUACAGGAUUUGGAAGAAUCCCUUCAGAAAAUGAGAGAAGCGAAGGACCCAGUGGGAUUGGAGAAGGCAAAAGUAUUACAAAUAGUCGAACAGAUCAGCCUAGUGCUAGAACUGGGGAUUUUAGACAUAACGAAGCCAAAAUAUCAGCCUUCCAUGAACCGGAUGAUCAAAAUAAAAUUGUAGAAAACUCUCUUAGCAAAGGAGAAAAUCAAGGACCUAAUGGAAAUAAAGAAACUAGUGAAAUUUCACAGAAUACCGGAACCGGAUGGAUUGAGAAACCGGUACUUCCAGCCCUCCAUGAACCGGAUGAUCAAAAUAAAAUGGUAGAAAACUCUCUUAGCAAAGGUGAAAAUCAAGGACCUAAUGGAAAUAAAGGAAAUAGUGAAAUUUCACAGAAUACCGGAACCGGAGGGAUUGGGAAACCGGUGCUUCCAGCGACUGUUUAUGGAGACGACAAAUGCGAGAUUUGUCCAUGGACUAGGUGCACACCCGGGGGGACGAGCCAUUGGACAACCGUUAACAUGGAGGACGACAUAAGGACAAUUAUGUCUGACGACUUGGACAAGAUGAAGCUUAUCCCCAUACUCGCUUUCCGCACGGAGAACGAAAGAAAAACACUCGCUGAGAAAUACAGAGUAAUCGAGAAAGUCAAACUGAGAAAGACAGUGCACGAUAGAAUCACGAUAGGGAAUAGGUUCCAGAAAACCAUGGAGGACCUGGCAACACCCUUGGACGAGUUUUACGCCUAUCAGUUGAAUUAUAUACUGUUUACAUUUCUCGAACCCAGGUUGACAAAUCAUCCUAGUUUCAGCAUUGGAAAAACUUUCCCACAAAAGGUGGCAGCGCGGAAAAUUUUGAUACAGAUAAUCGUAACUCUUACACCUUGUCUUAUGCAAAAAGUCAGAGAGUUUUAUAAGGUACAGUAUGGAGAUUCACUAGAAAACGAUAUAAAUGCAAUUUUGUCAACGCAUCAGACCCCUGAAAAAAAUGGAAUGGAUGAAAAGUACAUCAAAUUCAUCACGGACCUUAUCAAACGUGAGUCAUAUAUCGUGCGGGAGAACACACUGGAUUCCGAACCAAACCAAGAUGAUCAACACCUUCUGUCAAACGCGCAAUUCCUUCAACUUUCUCUUCCCGAAAUGAAGAAAUUUGUCGAAGAAAAGGGAGUUGAUACCAUAAAGGCACACCUCAAAGAAAACGAUAUGUUUGACGAAGAAUUGCAUACAACCAUACUGGACAUAGCGUUGAAUCAACAGAAGUUUUUUGCUGAUGAACUACGUAAAAUGUUUUUAGAAAAACCAUUUGACGACGUAAAAUUUAUAAAUUUUAUGAGAGGCCACUUUGGAACUGAUCUAGGAGAUAUCCAAAAGGAAUACGACGAAGAGAGUGUAAGAAAAAGAGAGGAAAACUUGUUUGAAGCGUUUGAACAUACGGAUACAACUAAAAAGCAUUACUACAAUGCUAUUUACGCUCUUCUCACCGGCAAACUUUUAAUGUAAAACACACCAUUAUAACCAUUAUUAUAGUAAUAUCGUGUUUCUUACCGUUAUUUAAGUCUUCAAAAUGGAUCAAACAAUAUAAAGUUCUGCAGUGUAAAUAACAAUUUUAAAGAAACUCCUGCGCCAUUCUAUACUAAAGAGGACGUCACCAAAUCAUUUUAUUUCUUAAAUAGUGUGUGUGAAAUUUCGGAUAUUUCCAUCAACUUUUAAAAAUCAGAAUGGUUUUCUUUCGAUGAAUUUAAGUAAUUUCUCGUAUUUGCUAUA